Messenger RNA from Spinacia oleracea (spinach), 1085 nucleotides. Its product is annotated as cold-regulated 413 inner membrane protein 2, chloroplastic. The record is from RefSeq and is a predicted model, not a curated record. The coding region runs from base 244 to 909 and encodes 221 amino acids. Gene Ontology annotation, cellular component: membrane. The transcript has 5 exons. Lineage: Eukaryota; Viridiplantae; Streptophyta; Magnoliopsida; Caryophyllales; Amaranthaceae.
AUUUUUUCCAAAAUUCCAAAAAUAGUACAGGGAGAUAUUGACCACUACGUAACAGGAUCUUGUCACCUCACAUAAAAUUGAAAGUGACAAGUGCAUCACACUCCCGCCAUUGCGCCACCCCUUUCGCGCACCAUCAUCUUACUAACACCCCCGCCCCCUUCCCCAACACAUUCAUCAACAAAUUCAAUUCAAACACUCAGAAAUAAUUUCAUUGAAAAGUUAAAAAAAAUAUAAUCAGCAAAAAUGCAAUCCCAAUGUCUUUCUCUCUGCUCUUCUCCUCGUCUUUUCGCCGCCGUGGCCCCGCCCAAAGCUGUCUUCUCUUCUCUCCAACAGCGCCCUUCCCAUUUUUCAUGUCCUUCCUCUGUCAACUUUAAUCCACUCAGAUUGUCGCUGAAUCACCAGAAUUUGACGCUGAAGAACAGGAGUAAGCGAUCUUCAAUGGUUGUCAGUAACUCCUUAUCUUCGAUUAUCUCUCCUCGAAAUCUCCCAUGGAUUUCUGCCGUUUCUACUGCGAUUCUCAUGCUCGUGAAAGGAACCCCAAUACAUAAGUCGUUUCUUGUGCCUCUUUUUGCUUUACAGGCACCUGCAAGUGUCAUCGCGUGGAUGCAGGGAGAAUAUGGUGCUUGGGCAGCUUCUCUAGCCCUCCUUGCCCGCCUCUUCUUCUCUCUUCCAGGUGAACUGGAACUCCCUUUCCUUACAUUGGUUUUGGUAAUUGUUGCUCCACGUCAAGCAAUGAACCUAAGGGGGACACAGGCAGGAGCCAUUAUAUCUUUAACAAUUGCAGCCUUUUUGGCGUUCCAGCAUUUUACAAACACUGGAGGUCUGCAGAAAUCAUUUGAGCAAGUUUCUAUUGUUGCAACUUUAGCCAUCAUCUGUAUCACCGUUGUGCCUGGCCUGCUAUUGAUUUGAUUUUGAUGUGGAUCAAAUUUGUCGACGUCAUGUUUAUCUUUUAGAAAAAGUAAAUAAAUUGUGAGUUUUGACAGUAUUAGCUUCAGAACCUAUGUUGUAUAUACCAGACAAAUGAGUUCCAUUGUCACUGUUUUUGUUGGUAUAUCCAAUGAAAAUAAAGGUUCUUUUUCACGCUA